Messenger RNA from Topomyia yanbarensis, 659 nucleotides. RefSeq names its product transmembrane protein 258 (gene kud). NCBI's taxonomy places the organism in Eukaryota, Metazoa, Arthropoda, Insecta, Diptera, Culicidae. Gene Ontology annotation, biological process: protein N-linked glycosylation. The coding region runs from base 147 to 389 and encodes 80 amino acids. Gene Ontology annotation, cellular component: membrane-bounded organelle. The transcript has 2 exons. The record is from RefSeq and is a predicted model, not a curated record.
AAACGUCAAAUACGCCGACGACGUUUAUCGCCACGUAAUUUUGUGUGGUGUUUUCGAUUGGUUCUAACCGGGAGGAUAAUAAAUAUUUUGUUGUCCCGAUAAUCGCUAUUAAUUCGCUUUCAAACAGCAAAUCAAUCACACAAACAAUGGACUCGAUGGUUCGCUACAUCUCCCCGGUCAAUCCGGCUGUGUUCCCCCACCUGGCCAGCGUACUACUACUAAUUGGAACAUUUUUUACUGCGUGGUUCUUUGUGUUCGAAGUAUCACGCCCGAAAAAUGGAGGAAAGGAAAGUGUCAUCUUUAAAGAACUGCUGAUUUCGCUAUUUGCCUCUAUCUUCCUUGGAUUCGGUGUGCUGUUCUUGCUGUUAUCGGUAGGAAUUUAUGUGUGAAUCUCCUGCGAACCUGUCGGCACCCUUUGGUUACGCCGCAAAUUACAACACACCUCUAUCUCUGAAUGUUUCGGACGCGUGAGUGGUCCAGUGUGUGUCGUUUCCAAAAAAAAUAGGUGUACUCUGUCACGAAAUGAGCUGUAAACAGUUUUCUAAGUGCUGAAGGUGUGUAUCCAUUCCUCAAGAGCCUGCAGGAUUGUAUGAGAAUAUUAUUGAUAAGAUAAAAUUCGAAAACUAGAUUUUAAUGUAAUAUUCUGGCCGAUGUGAACA